UCAGUUUCACAAUGUCCUCCUCUUUAGUUAUGCCUCUUUUACCGUCCCCGGUCUAGCCAGUUAAACUCCAUUCUGCCUCUGCCUCAAUUUGGUGGAGCUCCACCUUCAUCAGACUUGUACAAGAACAUAUUUACUGAAAACAUCAUACAAAACUUUACUAUUAGUUGGGACUGUAAAGCUUCUGAAAGGAAGUGUGGCAUGUGGCUUAAGGUUUAGACUUCUUGUCUGACUGAGGAGCUGAGAUGCUACUCACAUUCAAAGUGAGCAUCCUGAUACUGAGCCUGACUCUGGUCCUGUUGGGCGCCACCUGCCAAGCCUCUUCUCUGGGACUGACGGUCCACGUUGUGCCCCUGGAGAUCGAUGGAGGGAAUACGGUGCAGGCUCAUUUCAGUGUCAUCGCUCCCCUUCCUUGUCCAGCUCUGUCUGCACUGUGUGCUGAGGGGGAGGACUGUCUGGUCCACCCUACCUCAUCACCUUUCAACGGCACUAAGCCCAACCCUGGCUGGUGUGUCCGCCAGUGGCAGAAAACUGUCCCCAAUAAUUACAACGCCACCAUAACUUUAGGGUUCAACACAGAAUUUUAUGUGUCAAUGAAAGCAGGACCACACCUCAGGGCAAACAGUGGGAGACUCAACCAACCUGCUUUUGUUGCUCUCCCUCCUCCACUAAGGGCCCGUGUGAACUGCCCUCACAACUUCCGUUUGUCAGUCAAAGACCUGGAUGGUGACAGGGUAAGAUGUCGCUUUGCCCAGCCCGAUCAGGGAGAGUGUCUCAACUGCAAUCAGCACUCUUUCAUAGAGCUGGACAAGGAGAAAUGCAUGUUGUCUUUCACUGGAAAAGCACCGGCAGGACAGUAUUUCAUCUACCUGAUGGCGGAGGACCUGAUUCCCAUGCCCAAAAUGAGCCACGUCACAGACAACAAACCCCUUAGCUCUGUCCCUGUGCACCUCUCUCUCACUGUGGAGGAGUCGGCUUCCAGCUGCAGUGAUGAACCUGUGGCAACAGGUGAGACCCCCAAAGGGGACUCCAUGCUGUUUGUCCUGCCGUACCAGGAGGUGCGAUUCACCACCAACUUUGUUUCACAGCUGGAGAGUGUUUCAGAAGUAGCAGUGGUUGGUCCCCCUGGACUCUUCAGGUUUGGUUUUAAUUCACUUGGCCCUCUGGCAACCAUGACCAUGGCCUGGGUCCGCUCCGAAAACAGUCUGACCCGCCUUUUGCCCAUCUGCUUCGCUGUGAAUACCAUGAGUUUGCAGUCAGAGCCCAGAUGCGUGUGGCUGUACCAAAGGGAGAUGAAGAAACUACCUGCAGGAACAGUGCUGACGUGUGAGAAGACAGAAAUGACUCUGGUGCUCCCUGUCACGUCCCUGAGCAACAUCAACCUGGCCGAGCUGCAGCUCAACAGCCCCACCUGUCCCGUCACCUACAACAACACCCACCUGACGGCACGCGUCUCCUUGACUGGCUGCGGCACCAAGACUGUGAGCUCUGGUUCAGAGCUGGUUUACACCAACACCUUGCAAAGUGUGCGUCCCUACACCAUGGUCAGCCGCCGGCCCUCCCUUGUCCUCCCUCUGGCCUGCCGGAUCCCUGGAGCCCAGGUCAAGGGGCCGCAUUUCGAGGUCAGCAUGCCCACAGAGAAGGAGACCUUUGGUGAGUUCAGGAUUUGGAUAGGAAUUUACUUACCAGGAGAGGGGCCCCUGGGACAAUACACAAGAACGCCCAAGUUGCGCUCCCUCCAGCAGCUAGAAGGACGACUGCGUCGAGAAGCAGAGUCAGCGAGCAUCUCCACUACUACCAGCACUUUAUCUAGAGGAGCUAUUGGGUCCAGGAUUGAGAUGCUGGACCUCCAGGUGUUGUCCAACUGCAGCGUUGCUUAUGCACAGAUGAUAGUGAGCAGUUGUAUUGAGUCUGGGACGGAAGACUUUGCAGAAUCCUACCCACUUCUGAAGCAAGGGUGUACAACUUCCAACAGCACAUUAGAGGUUCUUACAGACCAAAACAGUGUCAAGGUUUACCGCCUUGAUUUGAGCUCCUUGAAAGUCAAUGGAUCUACGAUGUAUGUCCAGUGCACAGUAAAUCUGUGCGUUGCCACCAUGCCCUCUCUGACAUGCCCUAAUCUGUGUAGCAGCUCCGUCAGUCAAAUACCAUCACUGGUUGGCAGUGUGUUUACGAGAUCCUACACCGUUCGCUCAGGACCCGUCAGCACCGUUGUCACCGCUCCUGCACCGACCACUACUGCACCGACAACUACAACUAUUACUACUACUACUGCUGCUACUACUACUACAGCUACUACUACUACUACUACUGUUGCUGUUCCACAUACCACAGCUGCCCAGAGCACCACUACCUCACAUGCUCCAGAACAGGCCUCAGCAGGAGUGAUUUUGACGAUCAUUAUAUUUCUUCAAAACAUUGUUCUUUACUGAACAUACUGCUGGAUGAUGAUCUGUCAUAAUAUAAAGCACUACAUUUUCCUGUUUCCUGACAUUUGAAGUUUUAAUCCACACAUGAUUACACUGUACAAGUUGAGCUUUUUCAGAGAAGCUAAUACAAGUGAGAGCACCUUACAUUACUUUC
Etheostoma cragini (Arkansas darter) is the source of this 2580-nucleotide messenger RNA. RefSeq lists its product as uncharacterized. The coding region runs from base 243 to 2429 and encodes 728 amino acids. NCBI's taxonomy places the organism in Eukaryota, Metazoa, Chordata, Actinopteri, Perciformes, Percidae. The record is from RefSeq and is a predicted model, not a curated record. The transcript is spliced from 17 exons.